Molecule: messenger RNA, 700 nt
Organism: Durusdinium trenchii
Lineage: Eukaryota; Dinophyceae; Suessiales; Symbiodiniaceae
Source: the annotation of a GenBank genome assembly
GAGGUCGAGGAGCACCAAAGAAGUUCAAGGUGGUUGUGCUGGGAGAUGAGGCGGCCGGCAAAACAUCGUUGGUUCGCCGCUACAUGUACGACACCUUUGAAGAGGGAACUGCCCCAACUGUAGGCAUGGACUUCCAGAGCAAAACAGCUUACUUGGAUGAUGGACGUUCUCUCCGCUUGCAGCUCUGGGACACCGCUGGACAGGAGAGAUUCCGGAGUCUCAUCCCGAGCUAUAUACGUGAUGCAGCAGCGGCGGUGAUUGUAUAUGACAUCACCAGGCAGUCGUCUUUCCAAGGAACCAGGAGCUGGGUGUCGGACGUCCGAGCAGAGCGAGGCGGAGAAGCUGUGCUGGCUCUGGUGGGCAACAAGUCCGACUUGGCCUCGGACCGUCAGGUCUCGGAAGAAGAAGGCAAAGAGCUGGCAAAGGAAUUAGGAGUGAUGUUCAUGGAGACCAGUGCGAAAAGAGGAGAGAAUGUCACAGCACUCUUCCAGCAACUGGCUUCAGUUCUUCCAGGGGAGGCCCCCGCGGCGGUGCAGGAAGAUCGUGCUGGCUUCCACCUGCAAAGUCAGGAACACCGACCUGAGACGGAGAAGAAGAAGAAGCAGUGUAAAUGCUGAAUAGCGCUUUCUGCAAAGUGCAGAGAAGAGAGCAAGGCUCAAGGCACUCCAACAGUUUUAGCAGGCAUGCAAAGUAGCUGAAG